CAAAUUGGUUACAAGAUCUCUACGAAUCGCAAUGGAUAUGGCACGCACGUUGACAUUAUAUUCACAUCGAUGUUCCCAUCUGCCACGGCUGAUUUUUACACGGUGGUUUAUUGCUGCACGUUGAUUGGCGGUGGUCUCGGAGAUUGCCUGACGCAGACAUCACCUCGAAGCGACGCCUAUCAUAACCAUGAAGAGCUCUUUGUGUCAAGAGUCGAGGUCAACCCUGGUUCUUCUGACCUGGAAUUUCCAAGAAAAUUGAUGGCUACUUCCAGAGAAACCAUGCGACGCCCUCUUCUGCUGCCUUCGGCUUCGGUCGUUUUGCUCUUCUUAGAAGCUGAGACGCUUUACCGCAUGACCACUGGCCUGGAGAUGAUGAUCACAAGGGUUCUGCCGAAUUUCCAUGCACAUGUCUACAAUCUCUGAGAACCUUUCAAUGACUUUCACUCCUGACUCUCCAGACCCAUGAACAUUUUUGAUACACUUAUAUAUACGAUGUCUUGCAGAGCUGGCCUUGCUAGACUUGAGCGUCCCCCUUCCCCUGUGCGCACUGAACUAAAUCGAGAUGUUUCACUUAUGUUUCGCUCUGUUGCUGCUUGCAAGUCUAUCAUUUUCCUUUCCUCUGGCUAGUCUGGGUAACAAUCAGAUGCGAGACGUUCCAGACUUUGUUCGGCAAUAUGCGCCCGUAGCAUACCUUUGCUCCACGGAAAUAUAUUUUCCCAGCGACAUAGGGGCGCAAAUCGCCCAUACGCAUCCUGAAGACGACUUUGGGAACGCCAUCACGCCGCCUACAGCCUUGACCUUGUCCAACCUCGAUGGCCUGAAUGCCUUCGCGGACGGCGGCAUAAACGUGUACCUGACUUCCAACGAAGGCAUCCAGGCACUUCCAUCUUGGUUUAGGGGCUCCCGCCCGCAAGCCGAUGGCAGCACACCCUCCAUCGUCGGCUGCGCGGUGGUGACGGUGGCCAAACCCAACGACACUCUCGACGCGUUUUACUUCUACUUCUACGCCUACAACCAGGGAAACUGGGUCCUGGGGACGCCGACACUCGAGUUCGGCGACCACGUGGGGGACUGGGAACACACCAUGGUUCGGUUCGUCGACGGCGCACCCACGGCGGUGUACUACUCGCAGCACAGCAGCGGUGAGGCGUUCACCUACGCGGCGACCCAAAAGGGUCCCGACGGCGUAAGGCCCGUCGUGUACGUCGCCAACGGGACGCACGCCAACUACGCCAUCCCGGGACCGCACGACCACACGUUGCCUGAUUUGAACACAGUCGCGGGUCCAUUGACCGACCAUACUGACCAGGGGCCGACGUGGGAUCCGAUUGUGGACGCGUACGUGUAUAGCUUCGACAACACCACGGGGGUGUUCGAGGCGUACAACGGCGUAGAUCCGGUAGGUUGGUUGAACUUUGCGGGACGGUGGGGGGACAAUCAGCUCCCUGAUAGUACGCCAGGCCAGAUCGACGUAUUUGGGGAGAGAAAGUACGUCGCCGGACCUACGGGGCCGAGGGACAAGGACCUGGGGAGGACGGGCGUGUGUCCCAACGGGAAGAGUUGUGAUGUCAGGGAUGUCUUGGUGCCGUGAUGGUUUUGGACAAAGGACCUCGAAUGAGCUCGUUUACUUGUAAUUGUCCUUUCUUGGGACAGAUCAACGGCGUGGAUCGGUUUGGGCACGAGCAGCGGCAUAUGGUAAUGAAUAUGGUAAUGAAUAUGGUAAUGAAUAUGGUAAUGAAUAUGGUAAUGAAUAUGGUAAUGA
Exophiala oligosperma is the source of this 1762-nucleotide messenger RNA. RefSeq lists its product as uncharacterized. NCBI's taxonomy places the organism in Eukaryota, Fungi, Ascomycota, Eurotiomycetes, Chaetothyriales, Herpotrichiellaceae. The record is from RefSeq and is a predicted model, not a curated record. The transcript is spliced from 2 exons. Bases 563 to 1591 code for a protein of 342 amino acids.